Zophobas morio is the source of this 1965-nucleotide messenger RNA. RefSeq lists its product as uncharacterized. The transcript has 3 exons. Lineage: Eukaryota; Metazoa; Arthropoda; Insecta; Coleoptera; Tenebrionidae. The coding region runs from base 1 to 1965 and encodes 654 amino acids. The record is from RefSeq and is a predicted model, not a curated record.
AUGGAGAAGAUUUCGUUAGGUACGCGCGUAGCCAUACGUGCUACCAAGUUUGAUCCAAAAGACAGUGACAACUCGUGGAGUAGGUGCUAUUUUGGUGAUAAUUUUUCGACAGCGUUAUGUUGGGGGACAGUUACUGCUAAAAAUAAUGAUAAAAUAUCAAUAGUAUGGGAUAUUGAUAGCAAAACAACCAAAGUACGGUUUCAAGACCUGGACAAGAUUGAAAAAGUACAAAGUUCACAUGGUGAUGGUGCCAGUACACCUCAGGCUGGGCCUUCACGAAGUCGACGAUAUGAACUCUCAGACACAUCUGACUCUUCAUCAAGCUCUUCAUCUUCUGAUGAAGACGAUUUGCCAACACAGAACGAUACAAUUCUGGCACACUCGACAAAAUGGACGUUUACAGAAAAUAUAGAAAAUGAUGAAUAUAAAGAAGGUUAUUAUAAACCAAAAUUAACCACAACUGAUAUGAUGAAUAUGAGUGAACUCGAUUAUUUUGAAUUAUUUUUCCCUACAGAAAAACUCAAUUUAAUCUUACACUACACUAAUUUAAAAUUGGCACAAGGCAGAAAACCAAUCUCCAGACAAGAAUUGUAUAAAUUUAUAGGAAUGUUACUGGCAAUGAGUGUUAAUACACUAACUCCAAGACGAAAGUACUGGAAAAAUACAGAUACUGGCGUAUUUCCUCCCGCUGCAUUUGGAAAACGAUUUGGCUUAGGAUUGCACCGGUUUGAAGAAAUUAUGCACGCGUUAUCUUUUGCCAAUCCCGACGAAGAUGUUGGAGACGAUAAAUGGUUUCAGCCCCGGGCCUUAGUUAAUUUCUUAAACGAAAAAUGGCCAAGUAUCAUGACUGCUGGCUACAAGCUAACUUGCGACGAAUCCAUGUUUUCUUGGUAUGGCAAAGGAGCACAUCAAAAUGGAAUGCCGGCUGUUAUAAAAAUCAAAAGAAAACCUAAAGGCGUCGGUUGUGAAAUGAAAACACUGGCUGACGCACAAACGCGCAUUAUGUUGCAGAUGGAAAUAAACGAAGGAAAAGACGCAAUGCAAGAAAAAAGAUGGCAAAGAGAAUUGGGCGCGGGAACAGCUACCACCUUACGUCUCACUCAAAAAUGGCAUGGAACGAGCAGAAUGAUAAUUGGAGAUGCUUGGUUUGGAUCAGUCAAAACUACUGUUGAGUUGAGAAAAAGGGGAUUAUAUUUCUUAGGGAUCGUCAAAGUCGCUACGACAAAUUAUCCUUCAAAAAUAAUAAAAAGCAAAUGCCCUGAAGAAAAGGGAAGAUAUGCAACUGCUACCGCAGAAAUUAACAACACAAAACUCAUAGCUCUUGCUUGGAGAGAUCGAAAAGUUCACACAUUUAUUGGUAGCUGUGGGACCACAAUAGACGGGGAACCGUGUAAAAAACGAAGAUUCGACGAAGAAGGCAAUCUGUAUUAUAAAUCAGUGAAACGCCCAAAACUGGUUCAAACAUACUUUGAUGGAGCCCCUGCGAUUGACAUUCACAACCACAUACGUCAAAGUGGACUAUCUUUAGAAACAGUAUGGAAUACACAAAAUUGGGAGCACAGAAUGUAUGCUAGUUUAUUUGGAAUAAUAGAAACGAAUGCUUUUUUGGCAUAUAAUUAUUUUGCUUCUAAAAAUGUAGAUCAUCAAACUUUUACAGAAAAUCUGGCCAUACAAUUAAUCAAUGGACCAACGGAAAAAAGAAAUGUGGAUAGACAUCAGUCCCUUCCUCACGAAUUAGAUGUUUCCAAUAAUAAUAAUGAUCCACAUGUUUUAAAGCCGUUGAGUUCCACAAACCCAAAUAAACAACGCAUUCAAAGAAAAUGUAUUAUUUGCUCCAGAAUCAAAAAAGUGCAGCAAAAGGCAUCAUAUUUUUGUGUACCUUGUGGAGAAAGGGCUGUAAUGUGUAGUCCUCAGACAGGCAGAGACUGUUUUGUUUACCACAUCCGAAAUGGAAUUCCUGCUUAA